Vespula vulgaris is the source of this 4726-nucleotide messenger RNA. It is a transcript of the gene nAChRa3, whose product is annotated as acetylcholine receptor subunit alpha-like. The record is from RefSeq and is a predicted model, not a curated record. Gene Ontology annotation, cellular component: postsynaptic membrane; neuron projection; synapse. Gene Ontology annotation, biological process: chemical synaptic transmission; regulation of membrane potential; signal transduction. Bases 1521 to 3185 code for a protein of 554 amino acids. NCBI's taxonomy places the organism in Eukaryota, Metazoa, Arthropoda, Insecta, Hymenoptera, Vespidae. The transcript is spliced from 14 exons. Gene Ontology annotation, molecular function: transmembrane signaling receptor activity; acetylcholine-gated monoatomic cation-selective channel activity.
GGAAGGCGGCAGCAGCAGCAGCGGCAGCAGCAGCGGCAGCGGCAGCAGCAGCAGCAGCGGCAGCAGCAGCGGCAGCAGCAGCAGCAAUAGUAGCAGCAGGAGCAGGACGUUUUCGAGGCUUCGUGCCUCUCCUUGCUUGCUCGCUCGCUCGCUCGCACGUUACUCCUCGUCUCGUCCUCGGCGAGACGACGUGUUCGUUUCUUCUAUUUUUAUCGUCAUCGUCGUAGUCGUUGUCGUUGUCGUUGUCAUCGUCGUAGCCUUCGUUUACGUCGAAGCCGCUUCUCAUCGUCCUCGUUAAAAAUACGAAUUUGUUACACCUACAUACAGACAUAUAUACAUACAUAUAUCUAUAUAUAUAUAUAUAUGUAGUAUAUAUCGUUUGGAGGAGAUCAAAAGAGAGAAAAGGAAAGAAAAACAGGGGUAGUAGUGCCGGACAGUUCUCGUUGUCGAUGUCGUCGCGUAUCAUCGCGCUUCGUGCACGUUCGUCGCUCGCGCCACACUCGAGAACGCGUCGUCGUCGUCGUCGUCGCGAAAAAGCCACCCCUUCGCACUGUGCACGGUGCGACACUCGACAGUCGUCUCGACGCCACGAACGAGCGCGCUUCUUCUUCUUCUUCGUCUUCUUCUUUGCUGCCGCUUCCUCCUACAAUUCUUCUAGAUUUUCUUCCUCCACUGCAACAGCCGUCGCAAGAAUCGCCGCAGCAACCCUCGAGAAGGUGUCAUUUCAUUUUGAGUCAACGCUCGAGCAUAGACGACAACGGAAGGAGAGACAGAAGUUCUAGUAGUAUUAACGGAAACAACGCAUUGCCUAAAAUCAAUCGUGUCGCGUUUUCAUAUUUGAUUUUUAUUUGAUACUUUAUUCCUCUUAUUCUUAUUCUUCUUUAUCGCGUGACACACGCGCGCGUGUCGAUGCUCUCCCACUACUACUACUACUACUACUACUACUACAAUUACCACCACCACCACCAUUACUAUUAUCAUCUCCAUCACUACCACCACCACCUCCAGCUGCCACCGUUGGAAGCUCGUUGCCGCGGCAGGAGGCAGCACAGCUCCACGCAGUACACCCUUCUACACGGUGGAAUUUAAGGUUAUAAUCCCGACGCGUUUUAUUCUCACGCGUUGAUACGUCCAUCUCGUCGUUCGGGCUCUUCUUCCCGCUGUUAUCGCCCACCACGUCGACAACGUCGUCGUCGUCGUCGUCGUCGUCGUCGUCGUCGUCGUCGUCGUCGUCGUCGUCGUCGUCGUCGUCGCCGUCGUCGUCGUCGCCGUCGUCGUCGUCGCCGUCGUCGUCGUCGCCGUCGUCGUCGUCGUCGUCGUCGUCGCCGUCGUCGUCGUCGUCGUCGUCGUCGUCGUCGUCGUCGUCGUCGUCGUAAUGGACAUCACACAGCGUAUCUACAAGUAACCGUCCACUCACGACACUUUCGAACGACCUCGCGGCAACACGGCUUAAGUUCGAGCACUGAAGGGUCUGGAGGGUACGAAGGCGAGAAGAAAUGAGGUGGACGUGACACAAUGACAUGAUGAAGAGCCUGGUGGGGAUCAUGUGGAUAGUGUUGGUGCUCAUAUCAGGAUGCUCAGGAAAUCCAGACGCAAAGCGACUUUACGACGACCUCCUCUCGAAUUACAACAAACUGGUACGUCCGGUGGUAAACGUCACGGAUGCCCUCACCGUCAAGAUCAAGCUCAAACUCUCGCAGCUCAUCGACGUGAACUUGAAGAAUCAGAUCAUGACGACGAAUCUUUGGGUCGAGCAGUCAUGGUACGAUUACAAAUUAAAAUGGGAUCCGAAGGAGUACGGUGGAGUGGAAAUGUUGCAUGUGCCAUCCGAUCAUAUAUGGAGACCAGAUAUAGUUUUAUACAACAACGCCGACGGUAACUUCGAGGUAACACUAGCGACGAAGGCAACGUUAAAUUAUACAGGGAGAGUUGAGUGGAAGCCACCGGCGAUUUACAAGUCUUCCUGCGAGAUCGACGUAGAGUAUUUCCCUUUCGACGAGCAGACCUGCGUUAUGAAAUUUGGAUCGUGGACUUAUGACGGCUUCCAGGUCGACCUUAGACACAUCGACGAGAUCCAUGGCAGUAACGUCGUUAACCUUGGCGUCGAUCUGUCGGAAUUUUAUACUUCCGUCGAGUGGGACAUACUCGAAGUUCCGGCCGUUAGAAACGAGAAGUUCUACACGUGCUGCAACGAGCCCUAUCUCGAUAUCACGUUCAACAUUACGAUGAGGCGAAAGACUCUCUUUUACACAGUCAACCUCAUAAUACCGUGUAUGGGUAUAUCGUUUCUCACGGUACUCGUCUUCUAUCUGCCGAGUGACAGCGGUGAAAAGGUCAGCCUAUCCAUUUCGAUUUUACUCUCGUUGACUGUGUUCUUCCUUCUUCUGGCUGAAAUCAUCCCACCCACGUCACUCGUUGUACCGCUUCUUGGUAAAUUCGUCCUUUUCACCAUGAUUCUAGAUACUUUCAGCAUAUGCAUCACAGUGGUAGUACUCAACGUUCACUUCCGUUCACCACAAACUCACGUGAUGGCACCAUGGGUUCGCCGUGUCUUUAUCCAUGUCUUACCAAGAUUACUCGCAAUGCGCAGGCCGCAGUAUGAGAUAGAUAAACGUAGUAUAGGCGGACAACAUGGACAACGGGUGAUGGUCAGAACUUGCAAUGGUCUUGAAUUGAGAGAUCCAUCUCUAUUCGUUGAAACUUCAGCUUCGGAGUUGGUUGAAUCUUCUGUUCUCUUCCCAAGUUUAGACUCGCAAGACGAACUUCAUCCUCGUGAAUUAGAAGCAGUAAAUUUAGGAAGUGCGUGUCGUAUUCACGGCUCGCCUGCAGCCACUGUAGCACCACCACCUCAGCUCCCAACGGAGGAAAGCGUUGAUGCUCUCUGCAACACGCUUCAUCACUGGCAUCACUGCCCAGAACUGUACAAGGCCAUCGAAGGCAUUCGUUUUAUCGCCGAGCACACAAAAAGGGAAGAGGACUCUACCAGAGUCAAAGAAGAUUGGAAAUAUGUUGCGAUGGUGCUCGAUAGGCUAUUCUUGUGGAUUUUUACACUAGCCGUGGUUGUCGGUACGGCGGGCAUAAUAUUACAAGCGCCAACUUUGUACGACGAUCGCGUCCCUAUCGAUGUACGACUCUCCGAGAUCGCCUCCACCACUGCCAAGCCACACAUCGUUACAAGCCUCUGAGGGCCAAUUGCUAAUUACCCCGUUACCCUCACGUAUACCUACAAACACAAAAGACACACCCAUUGUAAACAAAACAAUGUGUCAGAAGUAACGACUAAAAGACUGAAGUCUCGGUGAGUCUUCGACUUUUAUUAACGAUUAAUUCUUUUGCUCGUACGUUCGAUCGUAUAUGUUUACACAUACGAUAUAUAUGUAUGUGCACGUAUGUACGCGCGUACAUGUACGACGAGCGAAGAGAAAUAGGGAAAAAAAAAGUAAAAUUAAAUAAAAUUAAAUAAAAUAAGAAAGCAAAAGUCGCGCGCGUACCAAGCUUUCGACCCGUGACACAACGAAGAUAAAAAGAGAGUUCGAAGGUUUGUGAGAAGAGAGCCGUGCGAUAAAAUUCUCAGAGCUUAGAAAAAUGAAAGACUUUCUCUUCUUAAUUUCUUCUUUUUUUUUUUUGUUUAAUUUUAUAUGAAAAUUAUUAGUUUUACAUCAAAACGACUCGAAUAACUUAGGAAUAUAUUUAUACGUAGAGCCAACAUCGCCCUCCAUUAUAUUGUAAUAUCUCCUUUCUAUGGUGUUAUCUCUGAGAAUUGUGUCAUGGGUACAGCGACAUGUAUGUGUGUGUGUGUGUUUGUGUAACGGAGGAGAACAUUUAGCAACAAAACAAGUAUUUAUUCGCCGCACCGUUCGACGCAAGCACAGCCUCUCUUUUCGGGGACCGUAAUAUGUUGCGUAUAGAAAGUCACAAUGACAUUUAAUGAAGGUAAUAAAUAAAUUAAAAAAAUAUAUAUAAAAAAUAUAUAUGUAUUAUAUAUAUAAUUAGGAUCAAGCGAUUGAAACACAUACAUACCGUAGAGAUAAUACAAAUGAGAAAAAGAGAGAAAGAGAAAGAGAAAGAGAGAGAAAAGAGAUCUUCAAAGUUCAAGUAAGUUCAAUUUUAUGCCAGAUGCAUUUGAAAGAAACGAAAUCGUCGUAAUUACUUUUUUUUUCAUUUUAUCGAAUGUUUCGCCAUUGAAAAAAGUCAAUUUACAAAGGGUUGACGGAGUUAAUUGUGCCGAAGGAUCAACAAGGAUUCAAGACUGAAAGUUCAGGAACGAUAGAUUUUCGUUCAAUUCUCCUCGCUUUCCUCGUGAUCAUUGUUACUCGAUGCGGACAACAUCCGUCACCCUAAUUUUCUUUUAACGUCGAUAAUUAUCGUUUACAAGCAGGAUUGGGUACAUAUUUUAAAUCAGUCAAUUUUAUCGAAUAAAGUUUUCGGUUCUACAGAUAUUUUGUAAUAGUUAUACAAAAAAUAAUAAUAAAAUAUACGAAUGUCCGAACGACUUAUGCAAGUGAAUUGAAAGAAAAACUCGAUUUUAAACGAUAAAUUCAUCGGAAUAUAUGAAAGGUGAUUAAAAAAUUUCGAGUGACAUACCGGUUAUUAGAAGAGUAUUCUAAUUGAGAAAAAAAAAGGAAGAACAGAGGGAAUAAGCAAAGAAGAAAGAAAAUGAAAUGUUUAAAAUACGUGCUCAUCCUGUUUAACCCUCCCACACUCCGAAAAAAAAAACAUGUGGAAA